Manis pentadactyla (Chinese pangolin) is the source of this 3436-nucleotide messenger RNA. It is a transcript of the gene OAS2, whose product is annotated as 2'-5'-oligoadenylate synthetase 2. The transcript has 11 exons. Gene Ontology annotation, molecular function: double-stranded RNA binding; 2'-5'-oligoadenylate synthetase activity. The record is from RefSeq and is a predicted model, not a curated record. Gene Ontology annotation, cellular component: cytosol; membrane; nucleoplasm. Lineage: Eukaryota; Metazoa; Chordata; Mammalia; Pholidota; Manidae. The coding region runs from base 80 to 2212 and encodes 710 amino acids. Gene Ontology annotation, biological process: negative regulation of viral genome replication; regulation of ribonuclease activity; defense response to virus.
GCUCCCCACGUGAGAGCUGCUCGUUCUCCUCUGCCUCCCUCUCUGCCAUUAGCUGUCACCUCAGCAGCCAGCAGAAGCCAUGGGCAACUGGGAAUCCCAUCUGUAUUCAGUGCCUCCUCAGAAACUGGGUGAGUUUGUCCAGAACUCCCUGAGACCCUUUGAAGAUUGUCAGAAAAAGAUCGACGAGACCGUGAACACCAUCUGCGCUGUCCUGCAGGAAGCUGAGCAGUUCCCCCUGGUCAUAAGUGUGGCUAAAGGUGGCUCCUAUGGCAGGAAAACGGUCUUAAGGGGCAACUCCGAUGGUACCCUCGUUGUCUUCGCCAGUGACUUUGAACAAUUCCAGGAUCAGACAAAAAGCCCAUCUGAAAUCCUCCACAAAAUCCGGGAGGUGCUGAGAGUCUGGCAGCUCAUAACGGAGUUGGCAGCCCAGGUGGAGGUCCAGAUGGUCAGUGGUACGCUCACCAUCCAGCUGUCCACAAAGAGGCAGAGCAUCACUUUCGAGGUGCUGCCUGCCUUCAAUGCUCUGGGCUUCAGCGACAAGCCCAGCACCUGGACCUAUUUAGAGCUCAAAAGAGCCUUGGAUCAGACACACUCCAACCCCGGUGAGUUCUCCGUCUGCUUCACAGAACUCCAGCAGAAGUUUUUCAAAAACCACCCCAGAAAACUGAAGGAUUUGAUCCUCUUGGUAAAGUACUGGUAUGAACAGUGCCAGGAAAAGCUGAAAUAUUCACCCCUGCCACCUGUGUAUGCUCUGGAGCUGCUUACAGUCUAUGCCUGGGAACAGGGUUGCAGAACAGAAGACUUUAAUAUAGUUGAAGGCAUCAGGACUGUUCUGAGGCUAAUCCUGCAGCAGGAGCAGCUGUGUGUCUAUUGGGUCGUCAACUACAACUUUGAGAAUGUGACCAUCCGGAACAUCCUGCUGAGCCAGCUCCGAUCAUCGAGGCCAGUAAUCUUGGAUCCAGUGGACCCAACCAAUAAUGUGAGCAAAGAUAAGAUGUGCUGGCAACUGCUAAAACAAGAAGCUCAAAUCUGGUUGUCUUCCUCUGGUCUGAAUGAGUCACCCGGACUAUCCUGGAAUGUUCUGCCAGCACAGCUCUACACCACCCCUGGCCAUCUUCUGGAUAAGUUCAUCAAGGACUUUCUCCAGCCCAACAAAAUCUUCCUAGAGCAGAUCGAGAGAGCUGUUAAAAUCAUCCGUACGUUCCUUCAACAUAAUUGCUUUCAACAUUCGACUACGAAGAUUCAGAAGAUUGUCCAGGGAGGGUCAACCGCCAAGGGCACAGCUCUGAAGAACGGCUCCGACGCUGACCUCGUCGUGUUCCCCAACUGGCUGAAUAGCUACACCUCCCAAAAAAACGAGAGAUCCAGAGUCAUCAGGGAAAUCCAUAAACAGCUGGAAGCCUGUCAGCAGAAGCUGGACUUGGAAGUGAAGUUUGAGAUUUCAAAAUGGAAGGCCCCCAGGGUGCUGAGUUUCUCACUGAAAUCCAAAGUACUCAACGAAAGCAUUGACUUUGAUGUCCUGCCUGCCUUUAAUGUGUUAGGCCACAAGAAUUCCCACACUGCCCCCAGCCCCAGUGUCUAUUCUGAGCUCAUCGAUCUGUAUAGCUCCUCAGAUGCCCUGGGGGGAGAGUUUUCUACCUGCUUCACGGAGCUGCAGCGCAACUUUGUUAUUUCCCGGCCCACGAAACUCAAGGACUUAAUUCGCCUGAUGAAGCACUGGUACAGACAGUGUGAAAGGAAAUUCAAGCAGAAGGGGAAUCUACCCCCAAAGUACGCCCUGGAGCUGCUCACCAUCUACGCCUGGGAGCAGGGCAGCGGCACCACGAAUUUUAACACCGCUGAAGGUUUCCGUACGGUCCUGGAGUUGAUCACAAAAUACCAGCAGCUCUGCAUCUUCUGGACAGUCAAUUACAACUUGGAGGAUGAGACAAUAAGGAACUUCCUACUGACCCAGAUCCAGAGAACCAGGCCUGUGAUCUUGGACCCAGCCGAACCUACUGGUGACGUGGGUGGAGGGGACCGCUGGUGUUGGCAUCUUCUAGCAAAAGAAGCUACCGAAUGGAUGUCCUCUCUGUGCUUCAAAGAUGGGACUGGAGAACCUGUUCAAGCAUGGAAAGUGCCAACAGUGCAGACACCAGGAAGUUGUGGAGCUGGGAUGUAUCCUGUUACCCAGGAGAUGUUCUCAUUCAGAAUUUGUAGAACCUUGGAAUAAUAAUGCUAGAAGAAACCGCUAAAUGUUAUCUGGCAGUUGCUUUUAAAGAAUCAGUUCACUGCUUAAGAGUGACCCAGAUACGGCCUUCUCUUGACCAUCCCCACCACUCCUUCCUUCCUUUCUUCUUCGGCUCCUCUUGAAAUGAAGACCACCGAGUCCUUCCGAAAGUCUCUCCUUGCUGAACUGUUGCUCUCCAAGUGACCUACCUUAUCAAAAAUACCUGCUCUCAUGCAGCCUUAUGUACCCUGUAUGUCUGUGGUCACUCUGUAUUUUUCCAAUGAGCUCCUUCCCUUUCCUUCAAGGCACAGAAGAGAGACCUCUCUGGAUUCCCAAAGUGAAGCCCUUUACCAGCCCCAGGGGCUCUCACACUCCGCUGCCCCACCCACACCCUGUCUGUUUCUCCCCAUAUGCACAAGCCCAUCUGCCUCUGCAGACCUGAAGGUCUCCUAAACCAGUCAUGACCCAACCUCUCCUUAGACCUUCAAAUUCUUGGAUUAUAACUGUUUCCUGGUAUUUAUAUUAGCCUGUUGUCUUUUCUGUCUGAGCCUACCUUUUUUCCCCCACCCAUGAAUGUCCUUUUGCCAGGUCUAAAGGUUUUAUCCUCUGGCAUUAGCUUCAGAGAUACUCGAAUGUCUAAGGUUUUAACCUCUACUUAUAUAUCUACUGAUAUAUGUACUUACAUAUCUACUGAGAGUUUUAUUACUGAUGCAUAUGCCAGCAGUCAUAUAAUAAAGAACGUAUCUGGUCUUUAUCCCCAGUUCAUGGCCCAGAGCUCCAAAACCCUUGGAAAUUCCUGAUAGGAAUACCUUUUGUAUUCUUAAGCAGCCCCCUCCAACCACCUUGCAUUUAUGCCAGUGAGGUUUGGGCCGUUAGGUAGUUUAAGUCCAUGCCAGAAAUGCCAAGCCCUUGAUUAGAGGGGUGAAACUUUCAGCCCCAUUUCCCACCCUCUCAAGGGGAGAGGGGCUAGAGAUUGAGUUCGAGCACACGGCCAAUGAUUUAAUCAAUCGUGCCUUUAUAAUAAAACUCCAAGAAAAACUCUGGACUGCAGGGCUUGGGGAGCUUCCUGGUUGGUGAACAUACCCAUGUGCUGGGAAGAGGGCAUAUCCUAACUCCGUGGGGAUGGGAGUGUCUGUGCUUGGGGCCCCUCCAGCCCUUGCCCCCUAUGUGUCUCUUCAUCUGGCUCUUCCUUGGUAUCCUUUGUAAUAAAAUGGUGAUUGACAUAUA